AUGAUGCGAUUGAAUUCGUUGAAUAACAGCCAAAGCAAACUCUCCAGUUUUCGUUGGGGAGUUUCAUCAUCGGAUGACUUUGAACAUGAUCAUACAACCAAUCGAAUAAUCGGAGCCAACAGCAACAACAACAACACGGAACAAGAUGAAGAAGAAAUGAUUGAGGCUAUGAAUUUCGGAUCAUCGGAAGAGCGUUUCCAACAACAGGAUCCUACCCGAUUUCAUUAUCCAGAGGAACAACAGAGCCGAGGCCCGAGGGUUCGGCAUCAUCAUACACGUUUGAUUGAGGAGGAACUUCAUGAAGGUUUCCCUUCAACAACAACUAGCAAAUCAAAGGAUGAAACAUUCGUUCAUGGCACGAACACUAUUCACCAAUCAUCAUCUUCUGUGCUACAAUCAUUGAAACAGUUCGAACGGAUUGCUCUCCGUAAUAUAGGAAUGAAACAUGAAGAUGAUGAUGAUGACGAUGGAUUAAAUUUGGACCCUCAAUUCAAUUCGAAUCGAAAAACGAACAAAAGGAGAGAAGGAAAGAAUUUUGACCCAACGUCUCAUAGUGUUUCCGAUGAGGACGAUCAUCGAAGGAGACUUUUAGAUGCUUCACACAUCAUCGUUGAUGACGAAGAGGAUGCUCACUCUAGGUUGAGCUUAGCAUCUGUGUCAACCUCUCAGACCAACACUUACACAGAUGUAGACUCUGUGAUUGAUCCCAUUCAUCCUCACAUCAAACACAAACAUUAUUAUCCAAAACGACACAAAGCCACACGAGAAGAAAAAAUUGCCUACUCGAAGAAAGUUGGCAGAACUCUCUUUACCAUUUUUCUCGUGAUUUUAAUGACCUCUCUCACAAUUAUUGAUGUGAUUGUUUCCCCGAAAAACACGUGGGUGACUCGCUUGAGUAUUUUCGUGUGCAUGGUUAUCUUUUGGCGAUUUUUAUAUGAAUAUUUAUUUGAAAUUAUAUUUGAGUGGAUUUUGGAAUAUCUCAUUAAAGAUGACUAG
Messenger RNA from Naegleria fowleri, 996 nucleotides. RefSeq lists its product as uncharacterized. The record is from RefSeq and is a predicted model, not a curated record. The transcript has a single exon. NCBI's taxonomy places the organism in Eukaryota, Heterolobosea, Eutetramitea, Acrasida, Naegleriidae. Bases 1 to 996 code for a protein of 331 amino acids.